Molecule: messenger RNA, 939 nt
Organism: Erpetoichthys calabaricus (reedfish)
Lineage: Eukaryota; Metazoa; Chordata; Cladistia; Polypteriformes; Polypteridae
Gene: mmachc
Product: metabolism of cobalamin associated C
Exons: 4
Coding region: 61-774 (237 amino acids)
Biological process (GO): cobalamin metabolic process
Cellular component (GO): cytoplasm
Molecular function (GO): FAD binding; cyanocobalamin reductase (cyanide-eliminating) (NADP+) activity; demethylase activity
Source: RefSeq, a predicted model, not a curated record
UAGGGGGAGCAUGCGCAGAGUGCUGAGCAGGAGCAUACCUGCCUUUACCUUCACCUCCACAUGGAGUUGACCGGAGGAGGCUGCGAGGAGAGGCUGCGCCGGAGUUUGUCGUCUUUAGGAUUCGAAAUCUACCCCUUGAAGAUCAGCUGGUACAAUGCGGUCGUCUCGGCCGAUUUCAGCCUCUCCUACCCAGAGGACACCUUGGCGCUUGUGGUUCUCAGUAGCCCAGGGAUGUUUGAGAGGGCCUUCCAGCCUUUCCUGAAGAACUUGGAUUUGGAGAAUGUCAGAGACCCCAUUGACCAGUGUGUGGCCCAUCACGUCACUUGGGCCGUCAGAGAGGAGUUCCCUGGCCAGAGAGUGGACGUCAUGUACGACUAUGAGGUCCUCCCAAGCCGGAAGCCCAAAUUCCUGGCACAAAGUGCUGCCCAUGUGGCUGGAGCUGCCUACUACUAUCAGAGGAGAGAUGUCACCAGUGACCCCUGGGGAGAGAAGAAGAUGUUUGGCGUGUGCAUUCAUCCCCGUUACGGGGGCUGGUUUGCAGUCCGAGCCCUGCUCGUGUUUCCAGAUGUGACGCUCCCAGAAAUGCUCCCCAAGGAUCCCCCAGAUUGUGUGCCGUCACGUGAGAAGAGGAUCGAGUUGCUGGAGCGUUUCAACUUCUCCUGGAAGGACUGGAGCUACAGGGACAUCAUAGCUGUGGAGGAGCGCUACUCCGAGGAGCAGAAGGCCUAUUUUAUAACUGUGCCGGCAGAACGGCUGCAGCUUCUGAAGAAGUGACCUCCGGCCCUUGGGUCACAUGUCUCUGUAGUGAAGGACUAAUCAGAGACGGAGCCAGAGCGCCAUCCGGUGGUCAGAAGAGUAGUCGGGGCAUCAUGGGGUGUGGAGUCUGCUGCCACAAAACAAAAGUGCAGGAGGUGAGCUGAGAAGACGAGUGCCAACGUG